Molecule: messenger RNA, 1226 nt
Organism: Ochotona curzoniae (black-lipped pika)
Lineage: Eukaryota; Metazoa; Chordata; Mammalia; Lagomorpha; Ochotonidae
Gene: CUNH1orf35
Product: chromosome unknown C1orf35 homolog
Exons: 7
Coding region: 143-925 (260 amino acids)
Source: RefSeq, a predicted model, not a curated record
AGCAGGGGGCGGGCGAGCCAGGAGGAGCGCUGGGCGGGUCCUGGCGUGACGCGGCUGGCGCGACGGCGCGGGCGUGACGUCUCGGCGGCCGGCCCGAGGCCUGAGAGCGGCCGGGGGCUUGCGGGCGCGGGACGCGGCCGCCAUGUUCGGCUCGAGCCGCGGCGGAGUGCGCGGCGGGCAGGACCAGUUUAACUGGGAGGAUGUGAAGACCGACAAGCAGCGGGAGAACUACCUGGGCAACUCGCUGAUGGCACCGGUGGGCCGCUGGCAGAAGGGCCGCGACCUCACCUGGUACGCCAAGGGCCGCGCGCCGCGCGCCGGACCGAGCCGCGAGGAGGAGCUGGCGGCCGUGCGGGAGGCGGAGCGCGAGGCGCUGCUGGCCGCGCUAGGCUACAGGAACGUGAGGAAGCAGCCCACCGGCCUGAGCAAGGAGGACUUCGUGGAGAUCUGCAAGAGGGAAGGAGGCGACCCGGAGGAGAAGGGCGUGGAUCGGCUGCUGGGGCUCGGCAGCGCCAGUGGCUCCGCGGGCCGUGUGGCGCUGUCCCGGGAGGACAAAGAGGCUGCCAAGCUGGGGCUGUCGGUGUUCACGCACCAUCGCGUGGAGAAUGGCGGGCCGGGGACCUCCCCGGCCUCAGCUCGGAGGAAACCGCGUGCCGAGGACCAGGCAGAGCCUGACUCUGAGAGCCACAGGAAAAGCAAGAAAGAGAAGAAGAAAAAGAAGAAGAAGCACAAGAAACACAAGAAGAAGAAAGACAGAGCGCACAGGAGGGAGGCAACGCCCUCCUCUUCCUCCUCCUCCCCUUCACGGCCCACACAUGGCCAGCAUGACUCCAGCUCCUCUCCCUGCCGCAAGAAGAGGAAGUGCGACAACAGGGACGCUGGGAGAAGCCCCUCUGGCCACCGGUGGGAUGUCCGCGACCUCUGAGAUUUGCCCCCGCCUGUCACUAGCUCACCCCCUUUGUUUCUGGCUUCAGGAGCCAGUCAGCUGGCUCCACAGGGAGGGGCAUGCUGUGUGUGGACUCUCUAGGUUCCAGGGUGUUCUCCCUGGCCCUCCACAGGGAAGCCUGUGUCCCAGCAGGGAGCAUGGCCCCUUCUGGAUCCUGUCUCUGCUGCAGUGGCCCCAGGCCCUCCUGAAGGAUCUAGCUGUGAUCAAGUGUACUUACUUCUAUUUUUCUUUACAUCAACUCUUUGUAGUUCUAUUAAAAGGAAAGUAUGUUGUCACAGAA